AGGUAAGGCAAGGUACAGGCCUAGAGGUACAGAGAGCUGAGCCUGUUAGAACAGAGGGCAAGGAAGAGGGCACAGUCUCUGACCUCACAAUACCCAGGGCCCACUGGGCCAGCCUUGCAGACUCUGAUGCCCUUUUCCAGCCCGGGCAAGGCCCGGGGCCCUGGGCAGCCUCCAGGUGCAGUGCCCUCCGUCGGGCCGCACCCUCCCCACUGCCCUGGGGCAUGUCUCUACUUACAAGUUACGAGGGCCUUCGGCAUCAGAUAGAGAGGCUGGUGCGGGAAAAUGAGGAACUGAAGAAGCUGGUACGGCUCAUUCGGGAGAAUCACGAGCUCAAGUCUGCCAUCAAGACUCAGGCAGGUGGCCUUGGCUUCAGCGGGUUCACCAGCGGGCUUGGUGAGGCAGCGGCAGGCCCUUCCCAACACCAGGGUGUGUUCCUGCCCCCAUCCCCAGCAGCCGCAGCGGUAGCAAAGGAGCCAGGCAUGGAAGACAUGGGGAUGGUGGCCCUGGCCCCUUUGGCUGACAUGCUGAAUAGCUCGCAGCUCAGUCCUGCAGGAGGCACCCUCAUGAACUCCCUGGUGGCCCCCCUCAACCCGCUGCUGUCCGGCCAAAUGCCCUUGCCGCAGAGCAGUCAGUUUGCCAGUCUUGUGCCCUGCCCCCUGAGCAGCCACCUGGCCAGUCCCCUCGCAGUUUCCCCAGGGGCCACCUUGGCCAACUCUUUGGGCUUACCCACGGCUGGACCCCUGAGCAGCCACCUGGCCAGUCCCGUAGCUGUACCCCCUGGGACCACUCUGGCCAGCUCACUGGGCCUGACCUCGACUGGCUCCCUGACGACAAACAGCCGGCUGGCAGGCCCGGUGGCUGUCUCUCAGAGCAGCCCCCUCAUGGCUCCCCUGGCUGGCCCGGUGGCAGUCUCCCUGAGCAGCCCCUUGCUCUCCUCCACGGCUACCCCUCUAGGUGUUUCUCAGAACAUACUGCCCAAUGCUAUAAACAACCUAGGGCUGGCAGAGGCCCCAAGGGUGCGGCUGGCAGAGCCACCCCGAGGAAACCUCACGGGAGCCUCAGCAGGUGCAGGGCCAAUCGCCACCUCAAGAGUCACCGGUGAGCACCCCCAAACGACGCAGGACUCAGAGCCCCUCAACAUGAUGUUUGUGGGUCCACCCCUUCAGACCUCCACUCCCAUGAGCACCACGGUCACAUCCGGUCCCACGACAAAUUUUUAUGCCACCUCAGAUACUCGGACCCAGACUGGUGUCCUCCAGGGACAAAUGGCCCUUACUUCUGUCCCAAACUCCCCGACAGGCUCUCUUGCUAGCACAGCCCCCAACCCCGCCCCGACACCUGUCCCCCAAAGUGCUGGAAACUAUUCCCCUUCAAAAAACUCCCACUCCAACUCCACCACCAGGGUGCACCAAUCCCCUACCCGGCCCGUGCCCAACCCACAUUCUCCUCCACGCAACCCCCACUCCCCGCCCCGCACCUCAUCCUCCCCGGCUUCAGUCAAUGACACCCGGGGUUCACGCACCAUGGAACAGUCUCGGAAGAGUGUCCUCGAGGUGGAGCGGAAGAUGGCCCACCGCAAGUCUAACAAGUUCACUGACAGUCCCCGAGACUCAAAGCAACUGGCCUGGGAGAGGCUAGUGGGGGAGAUCGCCUUCCAGUUAGACAGAAGAAUCCUGUCCAGCAUCUUCCCGGAGCGUGUGCGCCUCUAUGGCUUCACUGUCUCCAACAUUCCAGAGAAGAUCAUCCAGGCCUCUCUAAACCCCAGUAACCACAAGCUGGAUGAGGACCUAUGCCAGACACUCACCCAGCGCUACGUGAGCAUCAUGAACAGACUGCAGAGCCUGGGCUACAAUGGACGGGUGCACCCAGCUCUGACAGAACAGCUGGUGAAUGCCUAUGGCAUCUUGCGAGAGCGGCCUGAGCUGGCAGCGUCUGAAGGUGGCUCCUACACUGUGGACUUCCUGCAGCGUGUGCUGGUGGAAACUGUGCACCCCAGCAUGCUCACCGACGCCCUCCUGCUGCUCUCCUGCCUUAACCAGCUGUCCCACGACGAUGGCAAACCCAUGUUCAUCUGGUAACGUUGGUGCCCGGCUGGCCCAGGCUCACUUCGCCCUGCAGGCCGUCAUGCAUGGCCAUUAAAGUUUCCCGAGA
Molecule: messenger RNA, 2151 nt
Organism: Mesocricetus auratus (golden hamster)
Lineage: Eukaryota; Metazoa; Chordata; Mammalia; Rodentia; Cricetidae
Gene: Spatc1
Product: spermatogenesis and centriole associated 1
Exons: 5
Coding region: 222-2078 (618 amino acids)
Source: RefSeq, a predicted model, not a curated record